UUUGUUUGUAUAAGUGCAACAGAGACCUGUAGGUGUGGCCACUGGAAUUAAAAGACCGGAGAAGUGCUUAAAGCAGUUUAGUCUGAUAUCAUUCUCUGUUAGAAAAGAAGCGUUGUGGUCGCUACUAUCAUCAUGUUGCUGCUUAAUUCUGACGCAAAGUUUGAUUGCUUGAGUAACCUGGUGGAGGCAGGCACUGCAGUAAACUCCAGCGGUGAUCCAUUUGGUCAAUCUCCUGUUCACCUGGCAGCUUGUGGUGACCAAGCAUUCUGCUUGCUGUGGCUUUUAAAAACUGGAGCAGAUGCAAACGAACAGGAUUGUUAUGGAGAGGCCCCAAUCCACAAAGCAGCCAAGGCAGGGAGUUUGGAAUGCAUUAGUCUCCUUAUUGCAAGUGAUGCAAGACUUGGGUUGUGUAACAACGAUGGACAAACUGCAGAAGAUCUUGCUUGGUCAUAUGGAUUCCAUGACUGUGCCAGGUUUUUGACUACUGUUAAAAUGACUCAAAGUCUAAAAUCUAGUGGACCACCUGAAAGAAUGGAUUUUGGAGACUUGAGCCACACUAUUGCAGGACAGAAACGAGCAUGCACAAGUAAUGUGGAUAAUGACCGGAAGCGGGCAAGAGAAUGGUAAAAUUGGUCAUUUCAUGGACAUGGAGGAAACCAACAAUUAAUGCAGCACUGACAUCUUAAUACAAAGUUCUGUUGCCCACAGAAAGAUUGUGUAGGUGCUUGGGCAAAAAAUAAGUUGACUAAACCUUGGUCAAUGACCAGAGACCAAUGCUGCAGGAACACACCUCAGAAACAAGCAGGCCAUUCUUUGCUACUAUAAACCUGGGGGGUGUUUAGUUUGUCUGCCCUCACUUUCAUCUGAUGUUGUGAUAAGUGACCUGCAAGUUUAAGUUAAUCUUGCACCUUAAUUUUUUUUUAAUACAGACACUUAAAUAUCCUUUGUGAAGGAAUUCUAAAGACCAAACUGAAGUUGUUUUUUUUUUGGUUGGUUUUUUUUUUCAGUCUUCAGAAGACUAUAAAACUUGAAUGUUGUAUAGGAAUGCCAAGACCGGGAUUUAUUUCAUAUGUAUCCUCACACAGCUAGUCUUAGAAGGUGCAUUUGUGCCAACAAAGGUUACAAACAUACAUGGGACUUUUUUGUAUUGGACCAAUUACUUGGCACUUUUUUUUUUUUUUUUUUUAUAACUAAACUGCUCCAAAUCUCAUUAAGGAAAACUUGGUAACUGAAAUAAUGUUGUGUUAGCCCAAAUGAAGUUGCUGUUCAUUGCUGUAUCAAUGUAUAGAUGUUUUAUUGGUUUUCAAUUUUACAGUCUGUCUUUAAGUGAGUGUUUGCAUGGGAGAACCCAUCUGUUGUACAUAAUAUCUGAAGUAAAGUUUGUUUAGUAUAUGCAGACAAUGAA
Acipenser ruthenus (sterlet) is the source of this 1405-nucleotide messenger RNA. It is a transcript of the gene ankrd37, whose product is annotated as ankyrin repeat domain 37. Gene Ontology annotation, molecular function: protein binding. NCBI's taxonomy places the organism in Eukaryota, Metazoa, Chordata, Actinopteri, Acipenseriformes, Acipenseridae. Bases 133 to 627 code for a protein of 164 amino acids. The transcript is spliced from 4 exons. The record is from RefSeq and is a predicted model, not a curated record.